CUGGGACUGAUGGGACUGUAUACAGGUACUAAUAGUAGACGCUUCGCCUCGCCUCGCCUCGCCUGGACUAUGGCGAACAGCAGAGAGGGUGAGAUUAGUGCGAAUUCAUGGCGAUAGAACAUCGACAAAUGAAUAAGUGCCGCGUUGGUUUAUCCCCGCAGUGUCACGGUGCAGCAGAAGUACAGUUUGAUCGAACAUGGCAUAAAGUACCUAGGUACCUAGUACAAGGACGAUUCCUCGACUAGACUGGACUGCCUCAUUGAAGUUCUCUACAAACCAUUCUGAAGCAUUGAUCGGCGGCGCCAAUCCACCAGAAACAAGAUAAGAUGGGUCCUAAAUUCAAGAAGCGGGCAAUGGAAACGGCAUCAACAUCAACGGCGACAUCAGGAUCAGGAGCAAGGUCAGUACCACCAGCAGCAAAAGCAACAACAUCGCCAGCAUCUCCAACUGUUUCUGGUCAACCAAAUCCAAAUCCUCGUGUGAUAUAUUGGUUCCGAACCGACCUUCGGCUGCACGAUUCACCUGGCCUCACGACGGCACUCUCGCUGGAUCCAUCGGCGCUCAUCCCAUUGUGGAUAUGGGACUCACACUACGUGGAGCGGUACGGCGGCUCAGCAUCCACGAACCGCUGGCGAUUUCUCCUCGAAAGCAUGGCGGACCUGUCUGCGUCGUUGGCGCGGCUGAACCCGAACCAGAAACUGCACGUGGUGCGCGGUGGCCCGCCGGCCAAGAUCAUACCCGUGUUGUUGAGAAAAUGGAAAAUCAAUGUCCUCGUCUUCGAGAAGGAUACCGAUGCCUAUGCCCGCGCCAGGGAUGAGCAAGUCACGCAACUUGCCGAGGCCAUGGGUGUCAAAGUGCUCUGUGUCCCUGGUGGGAGGACGCUGUUCGAUAGCGAUGACGUCGUGAGGGCCAAUGGUGGAAAGCCCACUUUGAGCAUGAACCAGUUCAUGAAGGCGGCGGGCAGGCUGGGGAGCUCCAGCUCGGGACGGGACGGUGAUAAGGGGAACAACUUGAAACCGAAUAGACCGCUCAAUGCGCCGGCGUGGUUGCCGGAUCCGUUGGCGGCAGAAGAAAUGAGUUUAGAGGGACUGGUUGAGGGAGAUAAUGAUGGGUUCAACAUCGUUGAUGACCAUUCUAGUCGGGACCGCAGGGGUUCUCCCGAUGGUGCAUUUCAGAGACGCCUUGAGACCCGUCCUACCAGUACUGCUGGUGAGGACGCGCAGGAUUGUUCUGCUGUUGGCUUGAUGGGGCCGAAUCGAGCGUUUUCAAUUCCUACGCUCCGGGAGAUAGGCAUCGAGGAGUCCGAUUCUGAACUGGAACCGGAACCCGACUUGGCUCCUGCAUCUACGAAAAGCACUCACUGUGAUACUUCCAGACCAAAUGCACGCUUUACCGUAGAUCCAACCUCGGCAUCUGCCCGCAACCUCUACCGCAAAGGCGGCGAAACCACGGGCCUCGCCCUCCUAGCCCACCAUAUCUCGGAUGAAACGUACAUUGCGACAUUUGAAAAGCCACUCACUGCACCUACGGCGUUCGACCCCCCGGCCACGACCAUGCUCAGUCCACACAUGCACUUCGGCAGCGUCUCGGUGCGACGGUUCUGGUGGGCUGUGCAGGACGUUCUGGAACAACGUCGCCGUCGAAGCCUCGAGAAUAAAAUCUCGCUGCCAAUCAGCCCCCAUCCAGUCAAUUUGCCGGGUCAGCUGUUGUUUCGCGAUAUGUAUUUCGCAGCAUAUGCGGCGGUGGGGGCGACAUUUGGUCAGGCAGUGGGCAACCCCGUGGCCAGGUUCGUGCCGUGGGACUUGCAGUCGGAGGCGAGCGGGAGUAGUCUUGCGACUUCUGAUCAGUUGAGCGGUCGUGAUCCCACCGCAACCUACAUGGUCAGUAAUCCCCAGGCCGAGGAAUAUUUCCGGCGCUGGAAGUACGGCUGUACAGGGUUUCCGUGGAUCGAUGCGCUUAUGCGCCAACUGCGACAAGAAGGCUGGAUCCACCACCUAGGCCGACACGCAGUUGCGAGCUUUCUCACACGCGGCGGGUGCUAUGUCUCGUGGGAAAGGGGCGCCGAGGUGUUUGAAGAGUGGUUGCUCGACCACGAAGUCGCGUGCAACGCGGGCAAUUGGAUGUGGUUGAGCUGCGUCGCCUUCUUCAGCCAGUUCCAUCGUGUCUAUUCUCCUGUCAGUUUCCCCAAGAAGUGGGACCCCGAGGGCAACUUUGUCCGGAGGUAUGUUCCUGAACUGACUGCGUUUGAUGCCAAGUAUAUCUAUGAGCCGUGGAAGGCGCCCGUCGUCGAUCAGAAGAGGUGGCGCUGUUUGGUGAAAGGGGUAGGAGAGGGCGUUGAGUGGUAUGUGGAGCAUGGGGGCAAGAAAUACAACAAGAUGAUGCAUGCGAUUAGGGAUGAUGUGGUAGGUGAUGGUGAAACAAGUGGUGGUAGGAAGGGUGUCGGUGCUGUUGUCGAUGACGGGAGGCGGUCUCCACCUCCAAAGGACGGUCCCAGCACAUUCAGAUUGUAUCCAAAACCAAUGUUCGAUUUCAACGAGCGUAGACAGUUCUGCAUCGACAAGAUGAAGCAGGCUUAUGAUAUUGGCCUGUAUGGGGAUGACAAGAGGGUGCUAAGUGGAAAGUGGAAGACGUUGUUUGGAAUCGAGGAUCAGCUGAAUAACGGGGGGCACAGCUCACCACAGCAAAAGAGAAAGAAGGCGAUGGACGAGGCCCAUGGCCCGAUUGAGGGCAUGUUCUCGAAAGCUGAAGCAAAAAGAGCCACGGUCUUGGCCCAGAAUACAAGCAUCGGUACAGGAUCAGGGACAGAUCCCAGUUCUAUCAAGACCCUGGCCAAGGAUGACCUGUCUGAAAGUGAGCUUCGAGGAAAAUAUCAACAACCUCCGCCUCCAUCCGGGCCUCUGUACCCCAAAAGGAACCGCGAGCAGGCGAAUUUGGGUUCGCGAUCAGAUCUGCCUGGCGAUUUGGAGUCCUGUAAGAAGCCUGCUGGCUCAGACUCUGUCAAGGUUCGCGGCAUCAAGCGUCGAAGAAGCGAAGCCAGCCGCAAACCCGGAAUAGCCGAGCGUCCUGCAGCUGCCGAUGAGGUUGCCAACCAUGACGCGGACACGAUGUCCAGGUUCGAUGAAGCAGACAGAGAGCAUCACUGUGGUGACGACCAGACAGGGACCCACAAGAGCACAGCAGCUCGACCAGGGCUGAGCACGCCGACAAGGCCCACAAAGCGCACUGCUCAUGUGCCAAAGCAACAAACUCUGGAUACCGUGGUCGCCAGGUUGAGGUCAAGACAGAUAUAACGAAACUUUGCCAACGACGAGCGUAAAGUGUUUGACUCCUCUCUUGCAGAAAUAUAGUACUGUUGGCUGUGCCCGGCUUCAAGCCGAAGACGGUCUGUAGCCUCCAAGAGAAAGAUAACCUUGCGAAAGUGAAUUCAAGCUUCUGUACGGAUGACGACGCGAAGAGAUUUUGCCAUAAGAUAUGGGAGCUUCAAGGCUCAUCCCUUGUCAAGUACACACAUCCUAUGGCAGUCCGCGUUGUCCUCGUGUCAACGCAAUACGGAGGUCCAUGGUAGAUAGGAAUGAUCGAUUCCAUGCUACCGACGG
This is a messenger RNA of Exophiala dermatitidis NIH/UT8656, 3596 nucleotides long. Its product is annotated as cryptochrome. Gene Ontology annotation, biological process: entrainment of circadian clock by photoperiod; circadian regulation of gene expression. The transcript has a single exon. Bases 327 to 3290 code for a protein of 987 amino acids. Gene Ontology annotation, cellular component: cytoplasm; nucleus. Gene Ontology annotation, molecular function: FAD binding; DNA binding. Lineage: Eukaryota; Fungi; Ascomycota; Eurotiomycetes; Chaetothyriales; Herpotrichiellaceae. The record is from RefSeq and is a predicted model, not a curated record.